ACAGCCCUUUGAAGAGGAAGAGAGGGGGGGCACGCUGUACUCCCAUCCAGCCUGGACUGUAAGGAGCAUUUAGUGUGCCGACGCUAACCCAGAUACCAGACACAACACAGAGCUGUAGCCAGAGAACCAGCUGUGGACCUGACAGAGCACAGGCAUGAACGACAUCAAGCUGGCCCUGCUGGGAAGCCAGGGGGCUGGAAAAUCAGCUGUCCUUGUGCGGUUCCUGACCAGGCGCUUUAUUGGUGAAUAUGCCUCAAAUGCCAAUUCCCUGUACCAUAAAAGGCUGUCGAUUGAUGGUAGGCAGCUGAAUCUGGAAGUUUUUGACCCCUGCUCUCAGGGCUCGGAGGCCAGGUGCAUACUGGAGGAGCCGGUGGACUGGGCAGAUGGCUUUGUGGUGGUGUACAACAUCAGCGACCGCACUUCCUUCAUCAACGCCAAGAACAUCCUGCGGCAGAUUCGGGAGGCGCGCAUGGACAACUGCAAAGGGGACACGGAGGUUCCUGUGUGCCUGGUGGGCAACAAGCAGGACCUGUGUCACGCCCGGCAAGUGCGUGAGGAUGAGGGCCGCUGCCUGGCUCAGGAGAACCGCUGUCACUUCCAGGAGGUCUCAGCAGCCGAGAGCUACCAAGACAUCGCCAAUCUCUUCACCCAGCUCAUCCGGCAGGUGAUGGAGCACCUCAAGUACAGAGCUGACAGACGACGCUACAGCGGCUCCAAGUCUAUGGCCAAGCUCAUCAACAAUGUGUUUGGCAAGAGGAGGAAGUCAGUGUGAAGGUCCCAGUUUAAGUCAGAGGCUGAUCAGCUGGAGGGACUGGGAUGUUGUGUGUGGACCCAUGUUAAAGAGAACUGGUCAUAAGGUUACAUGCUGGGUCUGAAAGCUGUUUAGUACAUAGACAGCCGUCCAAACUGUACCCCUGCGUUCACACUGUGAGCAAUAUUAAUGGUUUGAGGGAACAUUUACAGGGCAGCAUUAGUCCUGGACAUUGUAGAUAGUUUUUUUUUUUUUUUUUUUUUUUUACCAACAAUAUGUUUCUGCUUCUCUUCUUCUGUGAUUAAAACAUAGCAGGUUAUCACUAUCAGUAGGGAUGAGUGAGUACACCAUUAUCUUUACCUGUUUAACCAAAUUCAUAAUCUGUAUCUGUAUCUGUACCCACAAUGGGUGGCGCUUAAAAUUGGACAUGGGUGAGACUAACCAUGAAUUGGAAAUUAUGUUGUUGAAAUUGUUACUAAAUGUAUUAGAAAGAUAUUUACAGAACAGCACGAGUUGCUGUAUUUAACAGAUAUUGACCAAUUUUACUCUGAUGAUACUUGUAAAAAGCACAUUAACGAGUACAAGUACUCACUCAACCCGAACGAACAGGACAGGAAAGCAUAAAAACCUUGUUGCUAAGUUUUAAUGGGCAGAUGUAAUGAAACAGGCCUAAAGUGUUUAAUACAGAGCUUUGUAUAAAUAGAAAAAUUAUAGCUAAAAUGAGUAAAUGUCUUCUCCUCAAAGACCAUAUAAUCAAGACUAAGAACAUAACCAGUCGUCCAGUGCUAACUUUCACCACGUAGCAUGUUUUGAUACAAACACAGUUUGUCAUCAACAGCUUCUUUUCCAGACAUCAUUUCUGAUUUCUUUUUUGUAGUUUUAGGACUAAGUAGCUUUUAUUGGCUGUAAUUAACUUCUCCCCCAUCUUUCACUAGUCAGACAUAACUGUUUAUCAUUAAGUGGAAUCACAACACGGAGGAGAGCAAGAGCGAUCAGCUGUUGAAUAGCUUGUGACAGUGAAAUGUUCAACUGGGGCCAACUUCUCUCCACUGCAGUUUCCCCCUGAAACUCAAACUCUGGGUUACUAACUGUCCCUGUGCUUACUCUAAGUAUGUUGCUGUGUUCUCAAGCCGCCUUUCUGCAUUAUAAUGUGGAAAAAAUGUGUUUUCUGUGUUGUGCAGCCUACCUCUCUGCAGGUUUUUAUAAGGUUUUGAUGCAUUUUACUGACACUUCAAUGAACAUUCAUACUUAUUUUUAUUAUUUUUUCCUCUUCGGUAGCCAUAGUGUUUAUAGUUGUUUAUAAUGUUGAUUGUAACAUGUUAUACUCUCUCUAUGGCUGCUAUGAUUAAAGAAAUCAUUUAAAUCUAUUUACCAGUACAAUGUCUGCAACUUUUCAUACUGUGUAUAUAUAAAUUAGUAGAUUUUAUGAUUGUAUUUAUUUGGACUGUUCACAGAAUCUGAAGAAUUGAAAAAGAUCUUGAAUGCGAGCUCAAAAUUUUGUAAAACUUCAUAAGAAACAUUAACAAACACCAAUUGAGGGCAUGGAUUUAAUUCAUCACUGUUGUUCUUCUUAAAUCCAGUUAUGUAACCGUGGUAUCACAUUGUGAAAAAUAAGUUUAUGUAUGCAGUGCUUUGUCGAUAAAUGUUCCUUCUGUAAAUACUGUGAAAACAUCGGAUGUUCCAGAGGAAAUUAAAGUUAAACAUUGCUUAAUAAA
Molecule: messenger RNA, 2466 nt
Organism: Larimichthys crocea (large yellow croaker)
Lineage: Eukaryota; Metazoa; Chordata; Actinopteri; Sciaenidae
Gene: rerglb
Product: RERG/RAS-like b
Exons: 5
Coding region: 155-772 (205 amino acids)
Molecular function (GO): GTPase activity; GTP binding
Source: RefSeq, a predicted model, not a curated record